AUGAACAAAGAGUACACCGAGGUCAGUCCCUAUGAUCCCUCCGUCGACACCUACACCACCACCCUGUCCGGGGUGAAGGCCGAGUUCGACUCCAAGCACAAGAAGUGUCGUUACGUCCGCAAAGAUGGCAAGUGCAAUGUCCUGUUCCGCCAUGUUCCUGAGGAGUGCCUCAUGUACGUCACAGACAUCUUCACCACGCUGGUGGAGAUCAGGUGGCGUGUCAUGUUCCUCAUCUUCGCCCUCUCCUACAUCUUCUCCUGGCUCUUCUUCGGCAUCCUCUAUUGGGUGAUUGCCAUAGCUAACGGAGACAUGAAGGACCCUAAUAAUGCCCCCUGUGUGUACGAGGUGAGGGACUUCACUGGGGCAUUCCUCUUCUCACUGGAGACCCAGACCACGAUCGGUUAUGGUUUUAGAGGGAUGUCGGAGAACUGCAUGGUGGCCAUCAUCAUUGUGACAGUGCAGGACGUCAUCAGCUGUUUUAUUGAUACGUUUAUCAUCGGUAUUGCUGUGGCGAAGAUGGCAUCGGCACGGAAACGGGCGCAGACGGUGGGCUUCAGCAACUGCGCCGUCAUUAACUUGCAAAACAGGCAGUUGUGCCUGUCUUGGAGGAUCGGGGACUUCCGCCGGCACCACAUGGUGGAGGGGAAGGCCCGCGCCCAAAUCUUCCGCCCCAACAUGCACGCCACGGGCAGGGAGGACGUCCACUACAAGGACCUGGAAAUCAAACAGAGUGAUAUCAUUUUAGCGAUACCAACCACCAUCUUCCACAUUAUUGAGCCCAGUAGUCCACUCUACCGCAUAAGCCUAGAGGAGCUUCGGAAAGACGACUUUGAGCUAGUGGUGUCCUUCACCUACACAGACGACUCGACGGGCAUCCUGCACCAGACCCGCACCUCCUACACGCCCGACGAGAUCCACUGGGGACAUCUGUUCCAAGAGAUGCUGAAUGUAAACCGGAGAUACUACAAGGUAGACUACUCCAUGUUCCACCAAACUACUAAGGUCCUGGUUCCGGAGGUCAGUGCGGAGGAGUACGAGCAAAAAGGUUUUGGUGUUCCCCACGUCACUCCCCGUGCCCCAAAUGCCCAUGCAUUAAUCGCAAACCCCCGACUGGUGAAUGGCACCCUAGAACCUGAGGUACAUGUAGCCACGGUUGCUACUAUCGCACCAGUUUGCGACGAUCACGGACAUUUGUGUCUUCUAAGGAACCCCAUUCUGACAUGACGAUGCCAACACAAUUUCAUUGAAGCUGGCCAAUGGCCAUUCAGAAACAAAUGAACUCAAGGACAAUUUGAUAAUUUCUGCACAGGCAACAGUAAGAGCAGGCAGGCAUUUUGUGCAGGCUGGCAUGGUGGUGUGUUCUUAGUGGAAUUUGCUUGCAGGAAGUAACCCCCCCCCCCCCCCCCCCCCCCCCCCUCCCCUCACACACACACACACAAAAACUUGGAAACUUCUGCUGUCAUGUUGCUUGCAUUAAAAGUAUCUAUGGUGGAGUCACAAUAUAAUACAAACAAUAUUACAAUGUCUGCUCCUCAAUAUGAUAAAUAGGCUACUGAAAUCAAAGAGAAAAUGAAUAAAAAUAAGAUAAUCAUGAUUUUUGGGAGAGGUUAUGGUAACUUUAUACUGUUAUCUACAACAGAAAGUACUGUAUAGAGACUAAUUUAUUUUAAGAAUAUGUUUUGAGGUGUUAUUUUGUGAGAGCGUUGUAAAAUACCCGUUGACUUAUUCCACAUUUUGUUGUGUUACAGCCUGAAUUCAAAAUGGAUUAAAGAAAACAAUUCUUGCCCAUCUACACACAAUACCCCAUAAUGUCAAAGUGAAAACAUGUUUUUAGAAAUGUUUGCAACUUUAUUUGAAAUGAAAUACAAAAAUAUCUCAUUUACAUAAGUAUUCACACCCCUGAGUCAAUACAUGUUAAAAUCACCUUUGGCUGCGAUUACAGCUGUGAGUCUUUCUGGGUAAGUCUAUAAGAGCUUGCACACCUUAUUGUACAAUAUUUGCACAUUUUUAUUUUAUUUAUUCUUCAAGCUCUGUCAAGUUGGUUGUUGAUCAUUGCUACACAGCCAUUUCAAAUCUUGCCAUAGAUUUCCAAGCCGAUUUAAGUCAAAACUGUAACUAGUCCACAAAGGAACAUUCAAUGUCAUCUUGGUAAACAACUCCAGUGUAUAUUUGGCUGUGUUUUAGGUUAUUGUCCUGCCGAAAGGUGAAUUUGUCUCCCAGUGUCUUUUGGAAAGCAGACUGAACCAGGUUUUCCUCUAGGAUUUUAUCUGUGCUCUAUUCCGUUUCUUUUUAUCCUAAAAAAACUCCCUAGUCAUUGCCGAUGACAAGCAUACCCAUAACAUGAUGCAGCCACCAACAUGCUUGAAAAUAUGAAGAGUGGUACUCAGUGAUGUGUUGUGUUGGAUUUGUCCCAAACAUAAUGCUUUGUAUUCAGGACACAUUUUUUAUUGCAAACAUGAUACAUGUUUUGAAAUAGUUGUAUCCUGUACAGGCUUUCUUCUUUUCACUCUGUCAUUUAGGUUAGUAUUGUGGAGUAACUACAAUGAUGUUGAUCCAUCCUCAGUUUUCUCCUAUCACAGCCAUUAAACUCUGUAACUGUUUUACAGUCUCCAUUGCCCUCAUGGUGAAAUCCCUGAGCGGUUUCCUUCCUCUCCGGCAACUGAGUUAGGAAGGAUGCCUGUAUCUUUGUAGUGAAUGGGUAUAUUGAUACACCAUCCAAAGUGUAAUUAAUAACUUCACCAUGCUCAAAGGGAUAUUCAAUGUCUGCUUUUUUGUAUUUUUACCUAUCUACCAAUAGAUGCCCUUCUUUGCGAAGCAUUUGAAAACUUCCCUGGUCUUUGAGGUGGUCAUUCAGAAAUCAUGUUAAACACUAUUAUUGCACACAGAGUGAGCCCAUGCAACUUAUUAUGUGACUUGUUAAGCAACUUUUUUACUCCUGAACUUAUUUAGGCUUGCCAUAACAAAGGGGUUGAACACUUUUUGAUUCAAGACAAUUCAGCUUUUCAUUUUUAAUUAAUUUGUAAACAUUUUUAGAAACAUAAUUCCACUUUGACAUUAUGGGGUAUUGUGUGUAGUGACACAAAAUCUAAAUUUAAUUCAUUUUAAAUUCAGACUGUAACAGAAAAUGUGGAACAAGUCAAGGAGUGUGAAUACUCUCUGACAGCACUGUAUGUGAGUAUGCUGAACACAAUGACGUACCAACACAUUCCAGAAAUGUUGAGGACAGCAGAAUAAAGUGUUUUGCUUGUUGUGUGGUUAGUUUAAAACUACUUUUGUACAUACGCUGUGUUUAAUACACAUUUACGUCUGUUGCAUUUAUACACUGAUCAUUAAAAUAUCUCCCCUAUUCACUACACAGCAAAUUGGCCAGUGUUAAUUAGUGUUGAUUUUUCAGUGUACCAUUUCUAGUGUUGAUUCAGGAGUUAAAUUAACUAUGUAAGCGUUCAAUUAAAACUCAGUGGUGUGAAAUAAUCCCAGUGUUGGUGUUAAUAACCAGAGAUGAACCAAAACCACAUCCAUCAUUAUCAUAUUUACCAGCAUGCUCUAUUGCAGAAUGAUUUUUAUAAUUGUUUGUUUCAAUAUCUAUGUUUGUGCAUGUACAUUGAUUGAUUAAUUAAUCUUAUGCUACUCAAAUAUAAAUAACAUUUUUCUAAACUAAUUCAAUCUGUAACUUAGAUUUAUUGCACCUGUUACUGAAAUGGUUGUUCCAGUUUAGAUGCUUUAGGUAGUCUCAUAGAUGCUCUAGAUGCUUUAGGUAGUCAUUCUAAAUGCGGGUUGCAGGUGAAUAAAAAUAACAAAUGUUGGAUAUCCCCACUCUGGCUGCAUUCAAAUUCGCAAGCCAGCAUAAUGUGACAUGCAUUCCUAAUGUGGAUUGUAAACCAUGAGUUUCAGGCCAUUGUAUUAGGGAAAACUAGGCCCUCAAAAUAAAGCCUUUUGAAAUAUGUAUUGUCUUAAAAAUCAAAUUUGAAUGAUAACAUAUUUGCUCAGGACGUCACUUGGUGAAAGCCACAGGACUGAAAAUGAAUGAAUGCAACAACCAUGUCUCUGUCACUAACAAAUAUAUUAAUGGGUGGUAACUCUACAUUUCACUCGAAAGGCACACUGGGAAAUACGCAAAUAAGGCUUUACACUAAGCAGUGUGUUAAUUUAAACUGAAAAGUGUGGACCUGUAUAGACUCUGGAAAAGUGUUAAAUGUAACACUCUGUUGAUUCAAUACUGGAGUAUUUGCUGUGUACUAUUUUUAUUUGUACUAGAUGUAGAUGUACUGAAGGUGGGGGUGUUUUGUUGUUUGUUUCAUCAUUGACAAAUCAAUCAUCAGUGUAUCAUGAGUGACUAAAUGUAAAUGUUAUUGAAUAUGCAGAAAGUAGUAAUAAUCAUGACUCAUGUUACUUUGUCUCUUAAUAUGUUACUAUAAAAUCAUCAGUAUUAGUUAACUUGGAAUUAGGUGGGUAUAUUUUUAUUUAGGGACAUAUUGUGGUCACUGCAGUGUAAACACCUGUUAGACUGGCAUGCCUCUUUCCACUGGACCCACACUACAGCCCAAUACCCUGAAGCCCAAUACCUGGCAUUUACAGUACCCACCUCCAUGUCAUUGGUGGCAGUGCAGCACCUGGCAUCUGAUGUAUCUGGUCCAUGUCUGUAAGAACAAAGGAGAGGAAUGACAAGGGAACUUUGGUGUGAAGAAAGCAGAUCACACUGUCUCUGCAUGUGAAUUUCAGUUGCUUUGAUUUUACAGGGAUGUUUAAAGCCAUAAUGUCAUUAAGGCAGUAUAAUGUGUUUUAAAAAUCGAUGAUAUUGUCCAAGACAUACAACACAUGUGGUGUAACUUCUAAAGCAGUUACUGUAACUACACUGUCAUGAUGGCUCAUAUACAGCAAGCUGAACAUUGAGAUUGAUAGGCCUACUUACCCAAUAUCAUAGGACAAUCAUAUGAGAGGUCAUAGGGCACACACAUGGAGUGGAUGAAAGUUGAUGGACAUCUCUCCAUGUUGCUCACUCAUACUUUCUCCCCACAGCUUCACAGGAGAGCUCGUGUGUGGACCAAUCAUGUUCCAAUAUCAGUCUCUUGCUCUCCGCCUUGUGGCCGAGAGCAGCAUUACCGUUUGUCAUUGGGCAUGAAAAGCAAACAUAUGGUGAGCGCCGAUGGCCAACUCAGAACUCACACAGCAUGUUCGGGUAGCUAAAUAUAUGACCUGCUAUUAAUAGAGCCACUGACAUGUAGCACAAAUAAGCAGUUCAAAGUGUGCAGAAAAGGAGGUAGGCUAUGGGUCAGAGCUUAUCAUUAGUAAGCAUCCUGCUCUCAUGGCAUCCAACUGAAACAGCUGUGGAGCGAGACAGACAGAUCUUGACCUAAAAUUAAACUUUUGAUGCAUAAACAUCCUCAGAACUUUUAUAGUGGAGGAAGAUAACCAAAAUAUAACAUUGGAAGUUAGAACAACUUUUUCCUACAAAAUACAUUUGCAUUUUACCAUAGGCUAUAGACACCAUGGAAAUAUCCUAGAUAAACAGAUAAAGAAUAAUGUAUAUUUAAGCAUAUUUUUUAAGUAGGCCUAAGUAUAUUUUAUUGAGAGGGGCAAAUGUAGGGGAAUAUCUUCAGGUGGGAUAACUGUUUCAGCCUGUGUUUAGGUAAUGGGCACUUUUGAAGCCAACAGAGCGAUAAAAAGUUUGAUUCAUUUUAAUAAUUUCUAACAACUCUUUACUCUUGGACAGUAACCUAACAGUAUUGCCUGAACAUUGGUGAGCAUUUUGGAGAGUUUUAUAACUUGUCCCCGCGGGGGGUUUAGACUAUAAAAAGAUACCCUUUGGGGGAAAUUAUGUUCCUGUGUCCAGCCUAAAAUGACCCCCCUCCCACCCUCUCCAAACCCCUGACAUGUCUCCCCAAACACCACGUUCAGUCCGUAGUCUAUGAAUUUUCACACACGUUUCAUACAGCUGAGUAAAUUUAUCAACCGACUAUAUGAGCGCGUUUUCCUCUCUGUAAUACUAUUGGCUGGGUAUGGACCAGAAGGCGGAGCAUGCCGGUAUACGCUAUUUAAAUUGCUCUGGCGAACUAUUUGCUAAGCACAUUAUCAAGACCAGUCAUUUCAGUGACAUGAGGGGGUUUCGGUUAUUGCUGUCAUCACAACAAGGCAACUACUUAAAAACAGUAACAAACGCUUUGAAAAGUGUGGAUACCAGAGAACAUAACUUCUGGAAUAUAAUUUCAACUAUCCGUUGAUUUUGUUCCGGUCUACAAAUGAGCAACUGGUAGGUUUAAAAACCUCUUUCUAGCAAUUUGUAUCAAACUUAUUGGGAAGUUGAUGAUGCUGAAUGCAUGACAUGGAAGAAUACUGGUGUCUAUUACAUAACUAUUAGCCAACUCAAUAGACUACGGUUUAUUUUAUUUUAUCUCUAGGCCUAUUUGAAAAGCGUGGAACAGUGGCGCUUGGAGUGCGAGCACUUGAAUGGAUGCGCGGCGCGGGGGGAGUUGGGAUACGGGCGAUUUACACGACAAAGUCAUACCCACUGUGGCUGGUAGCUUGCAGAGAAUAUAACUGCUAUUCAUCGUUUAUAAUUUUAAAUCAUUUUAUAAAACUAUUGAAACCCAAAACAACACGUUUAAGUGCGAUAAACAUGUCAUGUUUAUGCUUGGGCUGAUUCAUACAUGUAUGAUGCAAUAGGCUACACUUCUUACAAAUAUAGGCUAAAACAAAAAAAAUUACAUUUGCCAUGCAAUGAGUGCAAGUCAUAGGCCCCUAUUAUCCAUGUAAACAUAUAUGCAUGUAGGCCUACAGUUAUAACUUGUCUGAAUUGAAUGUUUGAAAGACGCAGUUGGUUCCAUUUUUUAGGGCGCACCUGUUCGCAUUUGUUGUUGGCAUAUGCCGCAUUUCGAGUGCCGCUUGGAGCCUGGCUGUGGAGACAUAUUUUAUUGUAUGCUAAAAAGGUCGUCAUAAAUUAGAUAUUGUAAAAAAAAAAAAAUUGUAGUCGCAGACGUAGCUCUGUAACAUUUGCAAGACAUCCCUAAGGCGCCCGUGAACGACUGUGCGCUGGCAGUAGAUCAGGGUUACCAUAAAUUCUGUUUCUGCAGAAAAACUUCAACCAUAACAUUGUUUCCAGUGAAUGUUGGCACUAUUUAUCAAUCUCUCAGAUUAGGCCAGUCCAGGAGUAUUGAUUCAAUCAAAGAUCAGAGGGAUUCAAUUUUCCACAAAGCAUAAUUAUCCAACUGAUUAAAAAGGGUCUGUAAUAGAAUAAUAGACAGUUAUACUUUUCCAUUCUGUUAUCAUGGUGCCAUAGAAACAGAUAGGAAAAUCGCUGUUUAGCAUCUAUUGAUGUUCUGAAAAGCCAAUACAAAAUUAAGGGUCCUCUCAACCCACAAAAUCUAAAUAAACAGGAAACAAAACAAAACAUAGCCAUAUCAAUUUCUAUAAAAUUUCGACACAAAAUGUCCUAUUAAUCAAGUAUUGUGUAAACCAGACAGUCAUCCUAAUUGAUAUUAAUUGAGGAGAGGUUGUAAUGCUGACUGACUUUGCAUGUCUCAUUACUGAUUACUGCCAACAAUGCAUAAUUCCCCAAAUUCCCCAAAUAGUGCCCAAGUUUGAUGACAGAGUUGCUCUUGACUCCACUCACCACCUAUAUGCUAUUUUAGAUCAAAUUUAAAUAUUUUAGUACUAAUUCUAGGAGCUGAUAUCACACUUUAAAGAUAGAAUCCUUAAUAGUGAAAUGUCCACGUCCGUUUGCGAUAUUACAACAAGAAAGAGGUUACCGCAAACAACGAAAACAUUUUUUUUUUCUCCCUCAGACAAUCAUUGCAAGCAUUAUAGAACAGAAGCAUAUGUACAGCUUUUUUUUUUUACCUUGAUGCACAACGCUCCCCAGCUCUGCUUCGUCAACAAAACAAUGGGGCGGACAGUGGCGCUGUUUCCACUACUGAGGAUUCCAUCUUUAAACUCAUUUUACAACUUACAAACAUGAAAGGAAAUAUCUGAAGGCAGUCUACACACUAGAUACAUGUUUGUAAAUUGACUUAAGAGAGACUGUAAUCUAAUCAUAGCUACACAUCUCUGAUGGGUUUACUCUGAGUGAAAGUAAUUAUAUUUGGCGAUUUUAAGUAUUGCAAGGGAACACAAAGAAAAAAUAUAUAUUUUCCUAACGCCCUCACGUCCCUUUUCAUCAUUGACUCUCAUAUCAUCAAAUCUCCCAAAAGUCUUUACUAAAUUCAAUACAUUUCUUGGAAAUGAAAGACCCCAACCAAACAUAACACAAGAGUUCACAAUGUUCAUUGCAACCAUGGUUGGUUGCUAGCACAGUGAGGUCUAGGACAUGUGUAACAGAGUAGACCCAGGCAGGAAGGUGUUACAGUAGUGUCAGAGUCAGAACCCUCACAGGACCGCCAUUUUGCUGCUGAGAGAAGAUGAAGUCCCGGAGGACUCUGUGAGUCAACAAGCUACGUUGAUGCCCUCAAAUGCACCCAUGAGCAAGAGAAAGAGAGAUACUGUGUACACUUUUAUGUUCACAUUCCCCCAUAAAACAAAUAUAUGUUUCAUAUUCAUUUAUGCACAUUAUAAUACGUAUAUGUACAGUAUGCAUCUAUGCAUGUAGGCCUAUAUGAAUGUAUGUAUGGGUCCUUGUUUAAUUUUAAGUAUCACUAAUCGGAAAGUCUCCACAAACAUUUGUGUAAUUAAGUCAUACAGCAAAUGGAAUAACUGUUAUUUUUGUACCACUAAUACCCCAUUAAAAACACCUCAUUACGACCUGAAAACACCAAGCUUGAGCCUUAAAAUGUUUUCAGAACCCUAAUAAUUGACAUUAAAAAAAUAGCUAGUUUGGUCGGUUGGCCCAAAGAUGUGGUACAGUCAUCUUUCCAGAGUUGUGAUCAGGCCACAAGUGUCCGGUCUGAAGCGUGAAGUCACAAGCUCUGCUGGUCAGCUACUGCAUAGCAACCUAACGGUGCCAAAAGCCCUGGUCUGCCCUAGAAAGCCUAUGUAAAUUACGAUCGCACAGCCAAUCAAUAAAAAAUGUUUACAGACGUUUUGGCCUCUAAAAUUAGUUUAUUAUGAUCAAGUUAAAUCCCCACGGUGAAUUAUUUUAAAGUUCGCUACAAAUCGAGAUAUUUAAUUAAAUAGUGAUCCAUUCUGACUACUACAUUUGUUGUCACACAGGACCACGUGCUGACACAGACCAAUCACUGGCUGGCAGGCUACGAGGAGGUUCGCGCCCUCAUGCACACACUUUACACGUGCGCCUAAGGGGGUGUGAUGUGCUAUCCAGAUGAGAGUGUAGAGUCAACGAGCCUCUCAAGUGGAGAUGGAGGGGCUAACCAAUGACUAUGGGGCUUUCGUUAUUGAUGCCGAAGUCAUCUAGCAGCGUUGGGUUGACUCUCUCAUGCAGGAUGAAAACGACUACAUCGACCAUGAUCCAUUGUUACUUACGUCCACUUUGACCAUGAUCCUUAGCAAUAUAUAUAUUUUUUGCCAUUCAGCCCCAUUCAGCAAUAUGGCACGCUUCAAAUUCAAAUACUUCUAGCUUCAUGAGCCAACGGGAGUUUUCAAUUGGAAUACGUGGAUGACGUCAGCGCUAUAACUAUCUACUGGUUUUAAUGUCUAUGGUUGUGAUUAGCAAGGUAUGUGAAAAUGGACAUUAAGAAUGCACCAGUGAGCAAUGAGGCAGGAGGAUUGGUGCAUGCACCGUGCAAUGUGACAAACAGGCUGGUGUGGCAGACAGUAAGACCGUCUUCACAGUAGGGUUGUCACUAUAAAAGUAUUGCGAUACUCAGAGGUAUCGUGGCAAGGAAACAAAACAUUAAGAGGACAACAUUUCCUGAGGAAAACGUCCUAAUGUUGGAAACGGGCAGCCUUAUGUGUCACCCAGAAUCACAUGUUUAUUUUCCAAGCUAUAGCACACAAUAUGUUACAUACAGUAGGUUUCUUAAAGGACCAAAGAGUUUUAUCCAUGAAAUAUUUGGUAUCGUAGUAUUGCGAUACUGGUAUUGUGACAACCUUACUAUCGUGACAACCCUACUUCACAGAGUGGAAGUGACGGGCCUACUUGACAGGUGACGGGCCUACUGACAACCCUAUUUCACAGAGUGGAAGUGACGGGCCUACUUGACAGGUGACGGGCCUACUGACAACCCUAUUUCACAGAGUGGAAGUGACGGGCCUACUUGACAGGUGACGGGCCUACUGACAACCCUAUUUCACAGAGUGGAAGUGACGGGCCUACUUGACAGGUGACGGGCCUACUGACAACCCUAUUUCACAGAGUGGAAGUGACGGGCCUACUUGACAGGUGACGGGCCUACUGACAACCGCACUUCACAGAGUGGAAGUGACGGGCCUACUUGACAGGUGACGGGCCUACUGACAACCCUAUUUCACAGAGUGGAAGUGACGGGCCUACUUGACAGGUGACAGGCCUACUUGUAAAGCAAUAUUAAACUGAAGGCAAUCGUUCAUUUUCUGCUUUAACAAGACUUAUUUCCUCUUCCAUGUUGCAACAAAUGUCUGAUGUGCUGGUAAAUAUAAAAUAUUGAAAGUGAUAUGUGCAUCCGAGGAUGAUCAGUCGUCAGUUAACAGUAACGGUAGUUCAAGAACUUGAAAAACAGAGUCAGAAGAAACAGAGUCCAUGGGAUCCCGUAGAAACACCGUAACCCACAAUCCAACAAGAAAUUAUCUUGUCGACACUCUGUGGCCAACAAAAACAAGUAUGCUUUGUGAAUGACCAUCAGUGGGACCUUACUCCUGUUACUCUGUGACCUCUCUCAGUAGAGAGUGGAAAAGUCAGGAUUGGGGUUGAAUACAGCUGUUAUUUUAUCAUAACUGAAUGAAAUGUUGGCAUGAGGAGACGUGCUUAAUCUUGCCCUUGGGUAUACAGUAUUUGAUGGUUUUCUCAGGCUGCGCACACUACAGAGAAAUGGAUGGGAUAAUGAAAUAAUAAUCCAUGACAGUUGGUGACUAUUUCAUGUACAGAGUUCAGAUUGGAAGCUGUUACCUUUUAAAUAAGGACAUUGGGUUCAUAUCGCUUUUAUCAUGACUCGUAUCAUUAUUAAUUGAUUUUUACCUCUGUAUCCGUUCUUUGACACCGUCAGUAGGUCUAACACCUUUCUCUCUAUCUAUUUUUCCCUCAGCAUACGUCAUUGCUGAGGUCCGGCCGCCCGAUGAGAGAGCACUGAUCAACUCAUCAUCCUCAGCCCUGCGGAUACCAGAGGCCGUCGAGGACCGAGAGAGAGAGAGGCUCUGUCUCCUCCUCCCUCUGUCCCCCUGUCCGCCUCACUUCACCACCCCAUUUCCUGCUUGAGUUGGUCCCCCUUAGAGUUUCAAAACUGUUUCUCCAACGCUUUUUCCAAAAACUCAGACUGUUUUCCAAAGCAGAAGCAGCGCCGCAGCCCUCCCACCAGAACGAGGUGAUGGGAAGUGUGCGAGCCAACCGCUACAGCAUAGUGUCAUCCGAGGAGAACGGCAUGAAGUUGGCCACCGUGGCGGUGCCCAACGGGUACGGGAACGGCAAGGGCAAGGUGCACACGAGGCACCAGCCCCAGAGCCGCUUCGUCAAGAAGGAUGGUCACUGCAAUGUACAGUUCAUCAAUGUCUCUGAGAAGGGCCAGCGCUAUCUCGCCGACAUCUUCACGACAUGCGUGGACAUCCGCUGGCGGUGGAUGUUCGUCAUCUUCUGCCUGGCGUUCCUCCUGUCGUGGCUGUUCUUCGGCUGUGUCUUCUGGCUGGUCGCCAUCUUCCACGGGGACCUGGAGAACGACGCCCAGAAGUGCGUCUCCAACGUGAGCAGUUUUACCGCAGCCUUCCUCUUCUCCAUCGAGACCCAGACCACCAUCGGCUACGGCUACC
Coregonus sp. 'balchen' is the source of this 11820-nucleotide messenger RNA. NCBI's taxonomy places the organism in Eukaryota, Metazoa, Chordata, Actinopteri, Salmoniformes, Salmonidae. The record is from the annotation of a GenBank genome assembly.